AUGAGGUCGCACUGGACGACAGAUCUUGACAUAGAAACACUUGAAUCAAGACGGAGUUGGGCAAGCUUAGCCGAAUUCCAAACUGUAAUACCCUUCCAUAUACCACGUUAUAAGAUUAUAUUGGACGAAUGCAAAAACAAAUCACCUGUUGUUAGCGCAACGAAUCUUACAUUUGCUACCCGAUUCCUAGCAGUAUUUAUCUUUUAUAAAGUUAAAGGCUGUAGGCCUAUGACGUAUCUGCAUUUGACGGUUAGCAUGUUUGACAGUGCAAAACGAAAUAAAGGAAUGGUCGAUCAAACCACAUUCAAAACUGCCAAAAAGUAUGGCUUUGAUUCCUUAUAUUUUGACGAAAUUAGUUUGGAUGUUGUUGACAAUUACGUUGGCUAUGUUAGGCCAUUGCUGCAACCAAGGUGCGACUAUUUGCUCGUCAAUCGUAAUGCCAUUCAAUUUCAAAAAUUAACAGAAAUCUUAAGUAUAUUAGUCUUUCAGGCAAUCGGAAAAUACGUUCAUCCCACAAGAUACAGGCAAAUCAUUGAAACUGAAAGUGUGCAAAUCCUCAAUGUAGAGGAGCAGAAGUUGGUUUCUGAAGAUCAAAAACACAGUUCGAAUGUCGCCCGAGUCCAUUAUCAGAAAUUGCGUUCUCGAGAUGUAGCUAUCAAAGGGCGAACAUGUAUGGAAAAAUUGCGUGGCUUACACGGAGCAGAAAUGGACACUUGCGUUGAACAGUUAAAACAAGAACAUUGUUCCGAACACAAAUCAAAAAGUGAUAACGAAACCACUCCCAUACCACAAACAACGACAGAAAAGGUUUCUGCCGAGAAACGCAAACCCCUGAGAUUCACGAAAGAAGAGGAUCAGUUUAUAGAAAGGGGAAUUAAAUGA
This is a messenger RNA of Paramuricea clavata, 882 nucleotides long. Lineage: Eukaryota; Metazoa; Cnidaria; Anthozoa; Malacalcyonacea; Plexauridae. The record is from the annotation of a GenBank genome assembly.